Molecule: messenger RNA, 117 nt
Organism: Caenorhabditis elegans
Lineage: Eukaryota; Metazoa; Nematoda; Chromadorea; Rhabditida; Rhabditidae
Gene: T05C7.7
Exons: 2
Coding region: 1-117 (38 amino acids)
Source: RefSeq, marked reviewed
AUGGAGAACUCAGGUCCAGGCGAUGAGACCCGGAAACGCAUGAGAUUGGAGCUCCAGAAGGAAAUCUGCGGAAAAACUUUUCAAGUGAGCUUUUCUUUUAAUUUAAAAAUUUUUUAA